Penicillium olsonii is the source of this 774-nucleotide messenger RNA. Lineage: Eukaryota; Fungi; Ascomycota; Eurotiomycetes; Eurotiales; Aspergillaceae. The record is from the annotation of a GenBank genome assembly.
AUGUUACAGUCAACCAUACGCCGGUCAGCGACCCAGUCGCAAGCUUGGAAACAACCGGUUCGAUAUAACAGCACCGCACUCCCAAACGCCUCCAAGCCACCAUCACGGUGGACACGCCGUCUAGUUUAUGCCGGAAUCUUUGGAACACUUGGCUACACCGUUGGUGGAUGGGUGGACAGCAAAAUCUCCAGUCCACCAUUCCUUCCUGGUUCGCUAGAGGACAAAUACUUUUCUCUGGACCUGCAGCAGGCGUUUGAUGCGAUACCUCUCGUGCGCGAACUGCGCAGUAACCCCGACUACGAGGAAAAGAGCGUAUACGAUAACUUUGCGGAUGAGCACAAAUCCCACCGACUGACCUCUGGCCCCUUGGCGGGUAGCAGGGGCCUUGGAUUCCAGAGGGUUUUCUGGAACGACAAGGACAAAACGAACGUCAGUGUCGUGUUCUUGGGGCGCGGUAUGGAGGGCUGGCCCACGAUGGUUCACGGUGGUGCUAUCGGAACUGUCAUCGAUGAGAACUUGGGAAGAAUAGCCAUUCGGCACUUCCCAGAGCGAACAGGAGUCACCGCAAACCUCAAUCUGAACUACCGCGCCCCGGUCACCUCGGACAAAUUCUAUACCCUGCACACAUCCCUCGACCAGGAGCAGAGCACAGACCGCAAGGCCUAUGCCCAUUGCGUGGUUCGUGAUAUGACAGGGAAAAUCUGUGUUGAGGCAUCGGGUCUUUUCGUUGUCCCCAAAAAGCUCAAGCUCGCCAAAGUCGGGGAGCAUUUUUGA